Messenger RNA from Bombina bombina (fire-bellied toad), 2398 nucleotides. RefSeq names its product LSM family member 14B (gene LSM14B). Lineage: Eukaryota; Metazoa; Chordata; Amphibia; Anura; Bombinatoridae. The record is from RefSeq and is a predicted model, not a curated record. Gene Ontology annotation, molecular function: mRNA binding. The transcript is spliced from 9 exons. The coding region runs from base 50 to 1327 and encodes 425 amino acids.
UGCAGUCAGUCGGUUCCUCAAGAGGUGGUGAAGUUUGGCAGGUGGCAUAAUGAGCUCUGGAACGCCGUACAUCGGUAGCAAGAUCAGUCUUAUCUCCAAGGCCCAGAUACGCUAUGAGGGUAUUUUGUAUACCAUUGACACCGACAACUCCACGGUGGCGUUGGCUAAAGUGCGGUCAUUUGGGACAGAGGACCGUCCGACUGACCGUCCAGCCCCUCCUAGAGAAGAAGUAUAUGAAUAUAUAAUAUUCCGGGGAAGUGACAUUAAAGACAUCACUGUAUGUGAACCACCCAAAGCUCAGCAUGCCCUGCCUCAAGACCCAGCUAUAGUCCAGUCUUCUCUGGGCUCUGCCCCCACAGCAUCCUACCAACCUUCUGUGCCAUACAGUCCUUUUCGAGGCAUGCCAUCCUACAGUCAGCUUGCUGCCACUUCACUUCUCAACCAGCAAUAUGCAGCCUCUCUGGGUUUAGAGAAACUGGUGAGUCCUCCAGCUUCAGCCGCAGCAUCCAGCUCCUGCUCUUCCCCGUCUCCGCAGCCAGCGGUGCCGGACAGUGACAUCUCAUCAGAUCCUCUGCAGCAUUCCCUCUCUACAAAGGCUGGCUUUCCCUCUAUACCACUACGUAAAAGCCCCAUGGUUGAGCAAGCUGUCCAGACAGGCCCAGUUGAGAACUUGGUCCAGAAGAAGUUACAACAAGUAAAGGGGCAGUCAGUAAGCCAGCGUGGGAACCGGCAAAUUCAACCUCUACUACCACCACCAGCUCCUCUCAGUGUUCCUACUCCCCCUGUGCCAGCACAGAGCUUGGUGAAUGAUGAGAACAGGAGACCCCAAAGGCGAAGAUCAGGUAAUAGACGGACAAGAAAUCGUUCCCGUGGUCAAACGAGACCAACAACUAUAAAGGAGAAUGCAAUUAAAUUUGAAGGGGACUUUGAUUUUGAGACUGCAAAUGCACAAUUCAACAGGGAGGAGUUGGACAAAGAAUUUAAAGAUAAAUUAAAUGUUAAAGCAGAUAAGCCGGAGAAGGAGGGAGAAGACAAGGGAGACUCAGGAGUUGAGACACAAAAUAGUGAUGGAAUUCCUGAAGAGGAUCCAUUGGGACCAAAUAUAUAUUAUGACCGCACAAAGUCGUUCUUCGACAAUAUCUCUUCAGAGAUGAAAUCCAGACGUACCACAUGGGCAGAAGAGAGGAAGUUAAACACUGAAACUUUUGGCGUCUCGGGCAGGUUCCUCAGGGGGAGAAGCUUCAGAGGCGGGUUUCGAGGAGGAAGGGGUGGUGGUACACCACGGAGAAAUCAAACUACUCAAAGAGCAGGAACUGGGAGAGUGUGAGCACAAAGAUGUCUAGCAGACACUAAGUUGCUUUGAGUGUUUCUGUGCUUAUGGACUUGUCUUCCAUAUCUUCUCCCCAAAGCAUUGUAGCAGUUUCCUAAUUGAUGUAAUUCAGCGCUGGGCGUUAGGUGGUCCUGCGUUGCUUUCAUCCCCACACUGGUUAUUAAGGCGAAUGAUUGGGUUUGGAACAGAGUGUUUUAUAAGGGGUAAUAAGCAGUUCUCUAUUUAAAUGGGAAAGGUAAUCUCACUUAUGUUUGGGAAACUGCAGAAAGUCUUGCAGUUGUAUUUUGCACACCAAAUCAUGUUUGGGAGUGAAAUUCAGCCUCUUUACUUUUAACCUUUACCAACUUUUUUUUUUUAUAUAUAUAUAUAUUUCCCCCCGUUUCCUUGAGGGAUGGUUUAACCCUUGUUUGGCACCUGAGUUAAUGUGUGCGCCUCCCUCAUUUAGAAUAGUUACAAAGGAACAGAUUUCUGAAAGCCCCCACUCAGGAUUUGAGUUUUUGAGUUAACCUGUAAUGGACCCCUAUGAUGCCGAUGGUACACUCUGAAUAAUGGGCUUAAGCCCUUUUCACAGUUUAGUUUUUUUUAUUUAUAUUUGUUUUUUUUAUUUUGCUAAGCACUUAUAUAAUAAGCCAUCUAAGAUCUGAACCCUUUUUUCAAGUUUAAUGGGCUUUGGAGUUUAUCCUGUGGUCUUUAGGCUUGACUUAACUGCUGGUGUUGGUUAUGCCCACUGCCAUAAUGACAGCUUUAUAAAAGAUGCCGUAGAGCAUGUCUCCCGUUAGUCUCCACAGCAGAAAUGUAUAUAGCAGCUUUAAGAUAAAGUGAUGUAAAACUUGCAUGCGAAGGAUCUAAAUAUUUGAUUACAUUUUUUUAUUUUAUUUUUUAUCCUGCACUACUUACCUUGUAUUGUCAGAUUACCCCAAAUGACAAUUUUUAAGUUAUAUAUAUCAAGUUAAUUUAAAAAGCUUGUCUUUAUUUUUGUAGAAGCCUGGUGCUAAAUAAAAACCAGUAGCCCAUGGGGAUGUGAUGUAAAUUGUAAUCUACAAAUAAACAUACACAUGUUUAAUAGGA